UCCUUAAUUGUCUGGCAGUGUAGAUGUACACACAGAAUGGCACAAAUAUAUGUAUCAGCUCUGGUCCUCUACGGCUUCUGUUUGACCCCUGUCAUGUUGGUCUCUCCGCCACUCUCAGUGGUGGUCCAUCCUGGGGAUAAUGUCACCCUACAGUGCACUGAUGUCCUUAAAGGACCAGGACACGUUGCCUGGUUCAAACAAGUCAACGUCUCAGAGCCUCUGUGCAUCGCGUCUAUGUACAGCUCUCAGCCGUAUGUCAAGCAUCACAAUGGUUUUCAGCCCAGCCAUGUGGAAAUGUUCAUCAGCAAUAGAAUAAUUUUCCUCAAAAUCACAGAGGUGAAUGUAGCUGAUUCUGGUGUGUACUGCUGUGGAAUGUACAAUCAGUACUUAAUCUUCACCAACAUGACUUUCCUGAUGGUUCAAGGUUACAAGGAUUCUGACAAAGAGCCAGAGAAAUGUCCUGAAGGAGAGGAUGAUGAACCCAUCAUGUACCUCCUUCCCCUGGUUGUGAUCCUGGGUGUUGUGACUGCUGUCCUCCUGAUAGUCAUCCUCAUCUUGGUCCUCAAGAUCAUACAAGAUGCAAAAAGACAAAACACAGAACGUGAUUCUCAAAGACAACUACAAAAUUAUCAGAUCCAAGAUUCAGAUGCAUUGAAUUAUGCCACCCUAAAUUUCAUCUCCAAGAAGAGGAAAAUGGAGAAGAGAAGAGAGAAGGAGCUGGACACCCAUGUAGUGUAUACUGCUUCAAGAUGACAACGUGGAGGAGGAUGGAAGAGGAGGGAAAUUGGUUGGCCAUAUCUUUGAAUAUAUUGAUUUGCCAUAUCUUUCAAUACAAGUUUAAAUCUUGCUAUAUUGUAUCUGUGUAGAUCAAUUACAUGUAUUGAAAUGUAAAUCAGCAAAUAUCUCUGUAGUGUUUGUUAGUUGUACCUUAGGGCCACUCUAGCUCUCUCCAACACAGUUAGGUCACACAGCUCAGGUGGUACUGGGUGUGGUUAGAGAGUUAGAAGUAAAAACACUGUUUAAUGGCCGCAGAGGAUCAGUUGCCUCUUUUCGCCUCUCUUAACUUAGAUCUCUGUUAUGUGUGUGUGUGUUAGUGACAUGGUAUUUUUUUGUUUAAAGGGUGUACCCAGCAGUAGACAAUUGCAUAAUACUGAUCACAUAGAAAGAUAAAGAGAUAAAUCAAAA
Oncorhynchus kisutch (coho salmon) is the source of this 1185-nucleotide messenger RNA. RefSeq lists its product as uncharacterized. The record is from RefSeq and is a predicted model, not a curated record. The transcript has 6 exons. Gene Ontology annotation, biological process: response to bacterium. Bases 37 to 753 code for a protein of 238 amino acids. NCBI's taxonomy places the organism in Eukaryota, Metazoa, Chordata, Actinopteri, Salmoniformes, Salmonidae.